Molecule: messenger RNA, 1355 nt
Organism: Phragmites australis (common reed)
Lineage: Eukaryota; Viridiplantae; Streptophyta; Magnoliopsida; Poales; Poaceae
Exons: 3
Coding region: 89-820 (243 amino acids)
Cellular component (GO): mitochondrial matrix
Source: RefSeq, a predicted model, not a curated record
CAGUGGAACCCCAAAACCCCUGACGUUGAUCGUUCCCCAUUCCUUGCCCACCCCUAAACCCUCGCUUUUCCCCGCCUUGCCCACCAAGAUGCUCCGCCGCGCCGCCCCCACCGCGGCCGCCCUCUGCCGCCGCGCGCUCUCCACCUCGCCAUCCCCCUCCUCUGCCGCAUCCACCGCGGCGGCCUCCUCCUCCGCCGUGAACUCCAUCAUCCUCCGCUCCCUCAAGGAGCACUACCUGGAAGUCUCCAAGAUGGAGCCGCCCCCCAAGAUCAGCCCUCCCAAGCCCUACACCAUCGUGAAGGGCGCCCUGGACCGUCCUUCGGGCCCCGUGCUGCGCCGCGAGUACGGCAACGCCGGCGAGGAGAUCUCCAUCUCCGUCGCCAGGCUCGCCAACAUCAUGCCCCCCGGCGCCGACUCCGACUCCGACAGCACCGGCGGAGGAGGCGGGAUGAGCGAGUCCAUCAGCCAGCUAUUCCUCCACGUCGACAUCUCCAGGCCCGGGAGCGGCAAGUCGCUGCAAUUCCUGUGCGGGCUGUACCCGGACGCCGUCGGGAUCCAUUCGGUCUGCCUUCGGUCCAAGAAUGCCGAGUCGUGGGAGGGGGAUAUGGCUUCGAAGGGUGGUGGAGAAUACCGAGGGCGCAUCUUCCAAGAAUUGGAUGAGAAGGUGCGCGACGCAUUCCAUCUUUACAUUGAAGCCCGUGGCAUAAAUGAGAAGCUCUUCCGUUUUCUACAAGCUUGGCUUUAUGUAAAGGAUCACCGCAACCUUAUACGCUGGUUCAAGAGUGUGGGUUCAUUCAUCAAUGAGCCUAAGCCAGAGUAAGAGGUCAAGAACGCCAUGCUUAAGAUUUUGCGGUUGAAGAAAGGUUUUUGCCAGGAUGGAGAAUAGUGCUGGGACAAAGUAUCGAGGAGUUUUUUAUUCUCUUUAAUUUCCUUGUUCCCUGGGGGAAUUAGAGGAUGAUAAUAUCACUGGUGUGCUUAACGGGUUGGGUGGUGGGUUGCAUGAGUUGUCAUUAUUCCUUGUGAUUUGCCGCCCUAUCUUGCUUAGGUGGUUAUCAGAUUCUCAAUUAUUCAAACUCCGCACAUGCCCAUCGCAAUAUAGUUUUGUCCCGCAAAGACGGACGUGUACUUUAUCUUUUUUUGACAUCACUCGUGUACAAUUGAGUUAUCCAUUUUUCUUCCAUACUCGGUAAUUGGACUCCUCUUGUAUCAUGUAUGUCGUCGUUGUGACUUUCAAGUGACAAGAUCAUAAGAGUGUCCUCUAUAUGUCGUCGUUUUGGUGCCAUGUAGCUUUGCCUCUUGUAUGACAUUCUAUUAAAACUUUGGAUGACUUUCUAUGAGAAUGGGACUAUGUCAUA